UUCUAUUUGCAUUCUGGCCCGGACAGCCUGCCAGAGUAGACCAUAUCAGACCCGCUCCAGUUCUGUUUGUCCUGAAACUCUGCCCUGGGAGGUGAUUGAGGAAGGUGCCCGGUGAGGGCUGAGCAGCGGAGGCAGCCAGGGUGAGCCAGUCUCUUGGCCUUGCGGGAGGAUGGAGGCCCUCAAUGUAUCUGCCCCGUACAACUUCUCCCUGCCGCCCAACUUCGGCAAGCGCCCCACCGACCUGGCGCUGAGCAUCAUCCUGGUGUUUAUGUUGAUCCUCAUGAUGUUCUCGUUGGGCUGCACCAUGGAGUUCAGCAAGAUCAAGGCUCACUUCUGGAAGCCUAAGGGGCUGGCCAUCGCCCUGGUGGCGCAGUAUGGUAUAAUGCCCCUCACUGCCUUUGCCCUGGGAAAGAUCUUCCGGCUGAACAACAUUGAGGCGCUGGCCAUCCUGAUCUGUGGCUGUUCCCCCGGGGGACACCUGUCCAACCUCUUCUCUCUGGCUGUGAAAGGCGACAUGAACCUCAGCAUCGUGAUGACCACCUGUUCCACCUUCUUUGCCCUGGGCAUGAUGCCCCUCCUCCUGUAUGUUUACUCCAGGGGAAUCUAUGAGGGGAACCUGAGGAACAAGGUACCCUAUGGAGGCAUUGUGUUAUCAAUGGUACUGGUUCUCACCCCUAGCACCUUAGGGAUCUUCCUCAACAGCAAAAGGCCACAAUAUGCACGCUACGUCAUCAAGGCAGGAAUGAUCAUCGUGCUUUUGCUCAGUGUGGCCAUCACAGCGCUCUCUGUCAUCAAUGUGGGCAGGAGCAUCCUGUUUGUCAUGACGCCCCACUUGUGGGCCACCUCCUCCCUGAUGCCCCUCAUCGGCUUCCUGCUGGGCUUCCUUCUCUCCACUCUCUUCCGCCUCAACGGACAAUGCAGCCGCACUGUCAGCAUGGAGACUGGAUGCCAAAAUGUGCAACUCUGCGCUGCCAUCCUCAAUGUGACCUUCCCCCCGGAAGUCAUUGGACCACUUUUCUUCUUCCCUCUCCUCUACAUGAUCUGCCAGACUGGAGAAGGGCUUCUCCUCAUUGCCCUCUUCCGGUGCUACGAGAAAAUCAAACCUUCCAAGGAUAAAACAAAAAUGAUCUACACAGUUGCUGCAACCGAAGAAACCACUCCAGCCGCUCUGGGAAAUGGUAGCACUCCAAAAGAGGAGUGCUGCUCUUCCACAGCCUACCCUUGCCCGGGUGGCCUGGACUCAGGUCAGGUGAUUUGGAAAGCCGGUACGGCGAGCUGCAGGGAGAAAGCGGCAUGAUGAGCGUACCAGCAGUGUCUGAGUCUUUCUCCAACAUUUCCCACAGAAAGUCUCAAGACCAUCAAGAGCUUUGCCUGGAGGACAGAGGGUGGGGGACAUCACCCUAAAAGCCUCACCUACCUCCAGCUCAGGAUUUGAUACUUGUUUUAAAAAAAAAAACAAAAAAACUUGUUCAAUGACACCCCCAUGAAAGGAACCAAACUGCCUUUUGUCCCUGCAUCUCUAGAACAGUGCCCAACAGGCAUAUAAAAAGGUGCUCGAUUUCUAAACUAGUUAAAAAUGCUUUCCUAAAAAUCAAAUAUUCAAAUCCUGUUCCAAGUUCGUUUUUUUAGGCUCAGAAAGCUGUAGAUUUAGUAGACUUCAGAAGUCUUUUCUAGUAACCUUAAAAAUUCAGAUACCGUUCCCUCCCUUUUGACAUCACUACUGGGAUUAAAGCUCCUGAGAAUAUGAGCACACCACCAAGUAUACAAAAACAAUGUGAUAAUAUAUAUGCAAGAGCAAUUAGACAAGGCAAACUCACUCAGCCAUAAUGAAAUAAAAGCAUAUAAUCCCAGAAGUAGAGGGGAAACACUUUAACAAGAGCCAGGCACCAAGAAAUAUAAAAAUCAACAGAAUUGUUUUGCUAAUCUAAUAUAGUCUUAUCCCAUCAGUUCAUUAGUUAUCAGUGGUUUCCACAUUAUGCUCCCUCAAAAUCCAGAGUUGAAGCUACUGUCAAAGAGUGGUUUCUCAAUUCAAAUACUCAAAUUAGAAUUCUUAAAAUUCAAGUUUUCUCCCAUGAAAUUAUGUUUGUUUGUAUAUUGCUCAUGUGCAAACAAGCGCUAGGCCAAAGAUGAAAGAACACUGGAAAACUGCUUACCACGCCUAACUACUUGUGAUUUCUGUUAUCAUUUAAUGAUUAGAUACAACUGAAACUAUGACAAUUUCAGGAUGUCUGGCAAAUGUUCAAGACUACUAAUAUUCCCAAUACCGAAGCAAACUGAAGAAUCACUAAUUUGGGCCACUGAAAGGUCUGCCACUUAUUUUUUUACAUAUUAUACACUGACCUAGCGAUUUAAAUAUUCUGAUAUCUAACAGACACCAUUUGCUAGGAAACUUGGUUAAGUACAACAAAAUAGAAGAACAAGUUUAGCUUUUAGAGGAAGGGAAAGCUAGACUUGAGAUAUAUUACCCUCGGUGAAAAAACAUGGAAAUAUUAUGGUUGAGUCCACAAGGAGACAUCGUUAGACUUACUGUGCUCAUGUUUUAAGGUAUAUAGGGGAGCACCACCACAUUGUAAAGCAUAUAAAUGUCAAAUUGCUAUAUUGUACACCUGAAACUAAAGUUAUAUUGUAUACUAACUAUACUUUAAAAUACAUUGCAGACAAAAAAGAUGUUACCCAAAUACUAGAUGAAUAUUUAUAACACAAAAGUUGCACUACACCCUGUCAAAGACGGGUCCUCAAACUGCUUAGGCUCACACCCACACUCCUUUCUCAGGUCUGCGAUCUGAGAAUUUGGGCCAACUUGCCAAUUCAAACCAUCUUCUCUUCCAUUUGUUUUAAGGCUUACUUUAUUGCCUCACUGGGUAACAAAUUAUUUCUAAUAUCAGGUUAGCCAAGCUCAUGUGGUUUAAGAUGGCUAUAGUAGCACUUAACUUUAUUUGAAAGUUUUGUUGUAUUACAUUGUAACAGCUCUAUCAGUGUGCAUUUUUAAAAAAACCAAACUGUUUAUGUAGCCAUUGUAAUAUUGGAAAUGGAAGAAAAUACGCAACAAUUUCAGCAUGUUAUAUUUCAAGGAAGGUAACAACUGAAAUCCCAAACAAGAUUUGUGCAGUGAAUGGAGAGGGUGCUGUGUCAAUCAUGAUCAAAUGUGUCAAAAGUGGUUUGCAAAGUUUCACGCUAGACAUUUUCCCACUGGACGAAGCUCCAGUCAGGUAGACCAGUUGAAGGUGAUACGAUCAUAUUGAGAUGUUAAUUGAGGACAAUCAAUGUUAUACCACAGGGAAGACAGCCAGCAUACAUCAAGUAUCCAAAUCAAUAAAGUUUUUUGUGAAAAUGAAAAA
This is a messenger RNA of Phyllostomus hastatus (greater spear-nosed bat), 3338 nucleotides long. RefSeq names its product solute carrier family 10 member 1 (gene SLC10A1). Bases 170 to 1297 code for a protein of 375 amino acids. The transcript is spliced from 5 exons. The record is from RefSeq and is a predicted model, not a curated record. Gene Ontology annotation, molecular function: bile acid:sodium symporter activity. Gene Ontology annotation, biological process: bile acid and bile salt transport. Gene Ontology annotation, cellular component: membrane. Lineage: Eukaryota; Metazoa; Chordata; Mammalia; Chiroptera; Phyllostomidae.